This is a messenger RNA of Cephus cinctus (wheat stem sawfly), 882 nucleotides long. It is a transcript of the gene SmE, whose product is annotated as probable small nuclear ribonucleoprotein E. The coding region runs from base 101 to 385 and encodes 94 amino acids. Gene Ontology annotation, biological process: spliceosomal snRNP assembly; mRNA splicing, via spliceosome. The record is from RefSeq and is a predicted model, not a curated record. The transcript has a single exon. Gene Ontology annotation, cellular component: precatalytic spliceosome; U4 snRNP; U5 snRNP. Gene Ontology annotation, molecular function: RNA binding. Lineage: Eukaryota; Metazoa; Arthropoda; Insecta; Hymenoptera; Cephidae.
GGUUGGCAAUAUCCGACGCCAUACUUUCUUAGCGUCUUACCCGGAAAUAAAAGGUUACCGCGUGUUGUUACGUUUGUCAGUUUUCACAUUCUUAAGGAAAAUGUCGUACAAAGGACCGCAAAAAGUACAAAAGGUGAUGGUUCAACCCAUCAACCUUAUAUUCCGAUACCUGCAAAAUCGAUCGCGGGUUCAAGUUUGGUUGUUUGAAAAUAUUAAUCUGAGAAUCGAAGGACACAUCGUCGGCUUUGACGAGUACAUGAACCUAGUGCUCGAUGAUGCUGAAGAGUAUAAUAUGAAACUCGACACCAGGAAACAACUGGGACGUAUAAUGCUCAAGGGUGACAAUAUCACGCUUAUACAGAACACGAAUCCCGGAGCUAACUAGACAUCUAUAACUGUGAGCUAACGUACCAUAACCUCCAGUGGAAAGUAUAAACAUUUUUCAAAACUGCUUUUCACUUGGAGAUCAUCGGUUGGCUGCGCGGAGCGCAAUAUUCAACAACGGUGACUGGGAAUUAUCUUCAAGGACUCCAUACUGCGGAUGGGGAUGGCUCUGAAUAAUCUGAAGCACAAACAUCAGUGUGACUUGCAUGUACUGCCUUUGUAAUGAAAGCAAGAAGCCAGUUUUAUUGAAAAUCGAACUAUAAAAGAAUUGUGGUUGUUAUUCUGAAAUUCUGACUUGUGCUGUAUACACAUUGCACAGUUCGUAGACUUAUAAUUCAAGCGUAAUAUAGUGAUUAAUAUAAGACACUCCAUUUUGUACUUUACAAGAAAGUUCUGCACAACGAUAAUAUACAAGAAAGAUAUUCAUUGCAAAUUUAGUAUAGAAUAUGAACAGUUGAUCCACGUUCAAUAAAAUUUCAUUCAGAACAUAAUCUCAAA